Messenger RNA from Stegostoma tigrinum, 6330 nucleotides. RefSeq names its product SIN3 transcription regulator family member Aa (gene sin3aa). Gene Ontology annotation, molecular function: transcription corepressor activity. The transcript has 22 exons. The record is from RefSeq and is a predicted model, not a curated record. Gene Ontology annotation, biological process: negative regulation of transcription by RNA polymerase II. Gene Ontology annotation, cellular component: chromatin. NCBI's taxonomy places the organism in Eukaryota, Metazoa, Chordata, Chondrichthyes, Orectolobiformes, Stegostomatidae. The coding region runs from base 489 to 4316 and encodes 1275 amino acids.
ACUUAAAUGACAGCAAUGAAUCCAGUUCCUUCCAGCUUCCAACCUGAAACCUUCAGGAAAGAAAGAGGAAGCCGAAUGCCCUAGUUGAGUCACCCCGGGGAGCCACUGCUGUAUUUUGGGUACCGAACUCCUAAACGCGAAGGGCCGCGUGGAUUCGGCGAAUUUUGAAGCGUCCUGGUUCUUAUCACAAAUUCAAGAGUGAAAACACUACCCACCAAUGAAAAGCUCCAGGGCCAGUGUUGACUGUAUCGAGUUCGGGGCGAGCAAGGGGUGGAGCCCAGACUUUAUUGACCCAAUUAGAGACCGUGUCCAAUAUAUGUGCAUCCUGUUCGUAUAUCACUGGCAUCAGGAAAGCUUCCUGUUGCUUUGAGAGAAGACCAUCACCGACAUUGUGGACCUCCCAACUGUACAAGACUAAUCAACACUGACCAUCUUUGACAGAUUGAUACUAACUAGAUUUAUAGGGCUCCCUUGAGUAUGAACGCAUAAUGAAGCGCCGACUGGAUGAGCAGGAAACGGUUUAUGCGCCUCAACAGCGUCGGAUUGCAAGCAGCACUGAAACAUUUUCACACCAGCAUCGGGUGCUGGCCCCAGCACCCCCUGUCUACGAAGCUGUAUCAGAGAACAUGCAGCCCACUGCCGGCAUUCAGUACUCAGUUGCCCCAGGAUACCAGGUUUCAGCUAUGCCGCAGAGCUCUGGCAGUCACAGCCAUACUCCAGCUGUACACAGCGGGCACCAUCACACUGCGUCAGUUCAGCCUCACGGACAGCAGGUGGUUACCCAGAGCCAUGCCCAUCCUCCAGGAGCACCAGCCACACCGGUCCAAGGUCAGCAGCAAUUCCAGAGGUUAAAGGUUGAAGAUGCUUUGUCUUAUCUUGACCAGGUGAAGUUACAGUUUGGAAACCAACCUCAGGUUUACAAUGACUUUCUGGACAUUAUGAAGGAGUUCAAAUCACAGAGCAUUGAUACUCCUGGAGUGAUCAGCCGGGUUUCCCAGCUCUUCAAAGGGCAUCCUGACCUCAUCAUGGGCUUCAACACCUUCCUGCCUCCAGGCUACAAAAUUGAGGUGCAGACAAAUGACUUAGUGAAUGUGACAACGCCAGGGCAAGUUCAUCAAAUCACACCUCAGCAUGCUGCCCAGCCGCAGCCCCAGCAACAGCAUCAGCAGCAACCCCAGCAACAUGCUGCCCCUGCCCCAGCACAGCCAGCACCACAACCACCUCCUGCCAAAAUUCCAAAGCCGUUACAGUCACAGACUCAUACUCCAACCAGCCAGCCAAAUGCAUCACUGGCCCCAUAUGCCUCCCCUCGGUCACCUCCAGUGCAACCCCACACGCCAGUCACCAGCGCUCAUACUGCUACACCGCCCAUGCAGAACAACCAGCCUGUGGAGUUCAACCACGCCAUUAAUUAUGUCAACAAGAUCAAAAAUCGUUUCCAGGGACAGCCUGAUAUCUACAAGGCCUUUCUGGAGAUCCUGCACACCUACCAGAAGGAACAGCGGAAUGCAAAAGAAGCCGGUGGGAACUACACACCAGCACUGACUGAGCAGGAGGUAUAUGCCCAGGUAGCAAGGCUCUUUAAAAACCAAGAAGACCUUCUUUCAGAAUUUGGACAGUUCUUACCUGAUGCCAAUAGCUCUGUUCUGCUGAGCAAGACAACAGCAGAGAAAGCUGAUUCUGUUAGGAAUGAUCAUGGUGGCACAGUGAAGAAGCCUCAGCUGAACAAUAACAAACAAAGAAGCAAUCAAAAUGGCUGUCAGAUCCGUCGUCACCCAGGCACAGGAACCACACCACCCGUCAAAAAGAAACCAAAAAUAUUGGCAUUAAAAGACCAGUCCUUGGCUGAAGUCAGUAAGCAUGGAGCUGGAACAGAAACUUUAUUCUUUGAUAAGGUCCGAAAAGCUUUGCGGAGCGCAGAAGCUUAUGAGAACUUCCUACGCUGCCUCGUCAUUUUUAACCAGGAGGUUAUUUCUCGUGCAGAGCUGGUCCAGCUUGUAUUUCCUUUCUUGGGAAAGUUUCCUGAGCUCUUUGUCUGGUUUAAGAAUUUCUUGGGUUAUAAAGAGUCUGCCCAUAUUGAGGCAUUUCCUAAAGAAAGAGCUACGGAGGGCAUUGCAAUGGAAAUUGAUUAUGCUUCUUGUAAACGUCUUGGUUCAAGUUAUCGAGCAUUGCCCAAAAGUUUCCAACAGCCCAAGUGCACAGGCAGAACUCCUCUUUGUAAAGAGGUUCUAAAUGAUACGUGGGUUUCCUUCCCUUCCUGGUCUGAAGACUCUACCUUUGUCAGCUCAAAGAAAACACAGUAUGAAGAGCACAUUUACAGGUGUGAAGAUGAGAGGUUUGAGCUUGAUGUUGUCUUGGAAACAAACCUAGCAACGAUCCGUGUCCUGGAGACUGUUCAGAAGAAGUUGUCACGAAUGUCAGCAGAGGACCAAGCUAAGUUUCGACUGGAUAACACUCUUGGUGGUACUUCAGAAGUCAUUCACCGUAAGGCCAUUCAGAGGAUAUACGCAGACAAGGCUGCAGACAUUCUCGAUGGCUUGAAAAAGAACCCUGCCGUAGCUGUACCCAUUGUGCUGAAAAGAUUAAAAGCAAAGGAGGAAGAAUGGCGAGAAGCACAAAGGGGUUUCAAUAAGAUUUGGAGAGAGCAGAAUGAGAAGUACUACCUGAAAUCUCUUGAUCAUCAAGGAAUCAACUUCAAACAGAACGACACCAAAACGCUGCGUUCCAAAAGCUUGCUGAAUGAGAUAGAGAGCAUAUAUGAUGAGCGACAAGAACAGGCAUCUGAGGAUCACGCACAUGUGACAUCGGGUUCUCACUUAAGCUUUGUUUAUGAGGACAAGCAGAUCAUGGAGGAUGCAGCCUCCCUUAUUAUCCACCACGUGAAGCGACAGGCUGGGAUACAGAAGGAAGAUAAAUACAAAAUUAAACAGAUAAUUUAUCACUUCGUCCCAGAUCUGUUGUUUGCUCAGCGUGGCGAGCUGUCAGAUGUGGAGGAUGAGAAAGAAGAUGAGGAGGAUGAGGAGAUGGACAUUGAUGAGAGCACAGGGACAACAAAAAAGCACAAUGGCAUUAACAGUAGCCCUUCCAAGCAAAAACUGAUGUUCAGCAACACAGGAGCACAGAAACUGCGGGGCAUGGACGAUGUGUAUAACCUUUUCUUUGUGAACAAUAACUGGUAUAUCUUCAUCCGGCUUCACCAGAUCCUGUGCUCACGACUUCUGAAGAUUUAUAAUCAGGCAGAGAAGCAGAUUGAAGAGGAAUGCAGAGAGAGGGAACGGGAGAUGCUGACAGGAAAGCGGGACAAAAGUGACAGUCCAGCUAUUCAGCUACGACUGAAGGAACCGAUGGAUAUUGAUGUGGAAGACUAUUACCCAGCUUUCCUUGAUAUGGUGCGGAAUCUUCUGGAUGGCAACAUGGACUCCUCCCAGUAUGAGGACACACUUCGGGAAAUGUUUACAAUUCAUGCAUUCAUCGCUUUUACAAUGGAUAAACUCAUCCAGAGUAUAGUCAGGCAGCUGCAACACAUUGUGAGUGAUGAAAUCUGUAUACAGGUUACUGAUUUGUACCUAGCAGAAAGUAAUAACUGUGCCACUGGAGGUCCCUUGGCAACUAUUUCCUCCCGAGUUGUUAUUGAAAGCAAUUACCAGCGCAAAGCUGAACAGCUCAUGUCAGAUGAGAACUGCUUUAAGCUUACAUUCAUACAUAGCCGAGAACAAGUGUCAUUAACCAUUGACCUAUUGGAUACUGAAGAGGAAAACUCAGACGAUCCUGUGGAAGCAGAGCGCUGGUCAGACUUUUUGGAUCGUUAUAUGAAUUCUGAUUCUACCUCUCCUGAACUACGGGAACAUCUAGCACAGAAACCUGUGUUCCUGCCUAGGAAUCUGCGUCGAAUUCGCAAGUGCCAACGGGGUCGGGAACAGCAGGAAAAGGAAGGGAAGGAAUGCAGCAAUAAGAAAUCUAUUGAAAAUGCAGAGAAUUAUGAUAAAGCACAGUGCAAUUUUAAGCUCAACUCCUACAAGAUGGUAUAUGUCUUCAAAUCAGAAGACUACAUGUACAGGAGAACUGCACUGCUCAGGGCUCGCCAGUCUCACGAGCGAGUCAGCACACGGUUACACCAGCGGUUUCAGGCUUGGGUGGAUAAAUGGAGCAAGGAGCAUGUCACUCGUGAAAUGGCUGCCGAAACCAAUAAGUGGCUAAUGGGAGAGGGAUUGGAAGGCAUGGUGCCUUGCACAACCACCUGUGAAACGGAAACACUGCACUUCAUGAAAAUCAACAAAUACAGGGUGAAAUACAGUGCUUUAUUCAAGGGACCAUGACCAACUUGCACAGCAGGUCCUCCGUCUCAGUGUGCCCAUGUUGUGGCAUCUCAUCCAAUGCCAUACACCAGCUACACCCAGUAUAUACAUACACGCACACACACCCGCACACACACACACACACAAACACACACACAUACAAAAAACACUGCUAUGUCUUUGUAAAUACUGUGUACAUAUUGUCAAGACUUUUUUUUAAAAAGAACCAAUCUGCAUCAAUGUGCUAGCAUUACCUACUAGCUUAUUGUGUAUCAUAGUAUGAGGUGGCUUGAAGUUAGUUAAUAUGGAAAAAUGAGGCACCAUUAUUAAAGUUUUUACCAAAGGGAUUUCAGAGUAAUUGUAGCUUUCUUUGUGUGUGAAUUUCUGUUAGUGAAAAGAUAUUUCAUUAUGUACAGAACACUUGCAUCAUUAAGUGUCACUGUGCAGCAUGCCAUUACAUUGUACACUUUGGGCCUUUUUUUUUAAGUUUUAAUUCAAGUUUGCUUGUCUAAUAACAACUGGACCAAACUUCAUGGCAGACAUCAUUGGAACUGUCCAAUCACUUUUUCUUUCAUUAUGGAAAUGUUGAACUCUGGGUCUCUGAGGGUAAUUUACCUGUGACCUUUUUUUUAACCUGCCUUGGUCUUCCAAACACAAUUCACUUCCUUUCGGAAGUCUGGCAGACUGCUGGUUCCAGUUUUAUGCAGUAUUUGACCCUAUUGAUUAGUAGCUUCAGGUAUUAAAGGAUGUUAAUGAGCAAGUGGUUGACUGACCGAAAGAUCUUAUGAUUGUGGCAGCUGGCCAUUCAGGUCUUUUUUCAUACUGUACUGUCCUUCCAGUGGUUUUUUUUUUUCAGAACUGAUUUGGUGAUUUAAUAAUUUGGUCACAUUUGACACAGUCCCAGAUUUUCCCGUGCUUCAUUGCAUGUUUCAAGCAACAGUGGUUUCAGCCAUUUGGGCAUUUUAUUUUGAAGAUUUUUUUAAAGCAUCUUGGUACUAGCAUUUGAAGCUCCUUGUGAAUACAGUAGAGACUAUUGGAAAACGAUGAAACACGUUGAGUGAUCCUUCUUUUAAACGGGUCACGAGAAGAGCUUAACAGUUUUGAAAGAUUUUCUACAAAUCUUAAAUUUGGUUGAUGAGAACAUCAUUGCUUGAAAGUGUUCUGAAUGUCUGAAGUACAAGACUGUUAAUUAUGAUGCCUUUGAAAAUCAGUUUUAUACAUUUAAUAACACUUGCCCACUCCCCAUCAUAUUUUAAUGCUCAAGCUAUUCUUUUACCGAUUGGAAGGUGAUUUUUUAAAAAAAGAUGAAGAUUUCAACAAUUUCCAUUUUUGAUUUAUUAGACUCAACAGUAACAGUGCACAUUAGUAGAUAGGUUCCAUUUCACAAAUGGGUGUUCCCACCCGUCUGGACCUUGUAGUCCUCUGUUAGCCACGGAACUGUAUAUUCUGCUUUUGACAAUGUACAAACUGGUAAUUCAGGCUUGCCCUGAUCAUUCAAGAACUUACAACAUUUUAUAAAUUUUUUGUAUGAAUUAGUUUGAAUUAUCUUCAGCCCCACACCCCCAUCUCUGUCAUUUUUCCUGUGUCCACUGACAUGGUUUGUCUGCCUUUACUCCCCAUGCCAAAAUGGGUAGUGGGUUAAUGAGCAUUGGACAAACUGUUCUAAUCGAGGCAAGAUUUGACUAAUGGCAGCUAGAAAAUUGUAUAAUUAAGCUUUUAAUUAUCCACUUGCCCAAUCACUGGGCACUGACCUCAAAUUGUCCAUUUAACACACUGAUUCUGUUCAGAUAGCCACUGUGCUCAUCAACAUCGUGAUCAGAUAAUGUCAAAGACCGAUUUGUACAGUUUGCCCCAGCAACCUCUCUUUUUUUCACUUUGUAAAGUAUAAGAGGCAGGGCUUUUAAGCCAGCUUGUACAAUGCAUAUAUAUGCUUUUUGUAUUCUGUACUGUGAUCUUUGGCCACCCACGUGUGAUUUCUAUACAGAAGUUGUAAACUUGACUUGUAGUUCAGUAUUUCCCAUUAAAAUAUCGCCAG